UUUUCUUUCUUGCAACCACCCGCCCGCAUCGCAACGCAUCGUUCCCGCUCGGAGAACCGCGCGACGACGACGACAAAUACCUCACCGUCACGCGAACGCGUACCUUCAUUUUGUUGUUCCCCAAGUCUUUUUUAAUUACCCUCAUUCAAGAUGUCGGAUCCCCAGGCAAACGAGGCCGAGAAGAACAUCGAGAUAUGGAAGGUCAAAAAGCUGAUCAAGCGCCUCGAGGCCGCUCGUGGUAACGGCACGUCCAUGAUCUCGCUCAUUAUUCCGCCCAAGGAUCAGAUUUCCCGAGCCGCCAAGAUGUUGGCUGAAGAAUACGGAACGGCGUCAAACAUCAAGUCUAGAGUCAACAGACAAUCUGUGCUUUCGGCCAUUACCUCCACCCAGCAACGUCUCAAGCUGUACAACAAGGUUCCUCCCAACGGCUUGGUCGUCUACUGCGGUGAAAUCUUGACCUCGGAAGGCAAGGAGAGGAAAGUCAACAUCGAUUUCGAACCCUUCAAGCCCAUCAACACGUCUCUCUACCUCUGUGACAACAAGUUCCAUACCGAGGCUCUGGCUGAGCUGCUCGAGUCCGACCAGAAGUUUGGUUUCAUUAUUAUGGACGGUAACGGAGCGCUAUUCGGCACUCUUUCCGGAAACACUAGAGAAGUCGUCCACAAGUUCUCUGUUGAUCUUCCCAAGAAGCACGGCCGUGGUGGUCAGUCCGCCCUUCGUUUCGCCCGUCUUCGUGAGGAGAAACGCCACAACUACGUCCGCAAGGUUGCAGAGUUGGCCGUCCAGAACUUCAUCACCAAUGACAAACCCAACGUCGCCGGUCUGAUUUUGGCUGGUUCUGCCGAUUUCAAGACUGACCUCAACGCCUCCGAUCUAUUCGACAACCGUCUGGCCACCAAGGUCAUCAAAGUCGUUGACGUUUCCUACGGUGGCGAGAACGGUUUCAACCAGGCCAUCGAACUGUCCUCCGAGACUCUCGGCAACGUCAAGUUCAUCCAGGAGAAGAAGCUUAUCGGAAAGUACUUUGAGGAGAUCAGCCAGGACACUGGACGCGUCUGCUACGGUAUCGACGACACUCUGAAGGCUCUGGAACUCGGUGCUGUUGAGACUCUCAUCGUUUUCGAGAACUUGGAGAUUACCCGCUGGAAGCUCAAGGACAGCCAGGGCGUCGAGCACCUUUUGCACACCACCAAGCAGCAGGAAGGGGGUGACCGCGCCAUCUUUAUGGACAAGGAGACCGGCCAAGAGAUGGAAGUCGUUACCCAAGAAUCUUUCCUCGAGUGGAUUGCGGAGCACUACAAGGACUUUGGUACCAACCUCGAGUUCGUCUCGGACCGUUCUACCGAAGGAAACCAGUUCGUCAAGGGAUUCGGCGGUAUCGGUGGUAUCCUCCGAUACAAGGUGAACUUUGAGCAGUUGGCUGAUAUUGACGACGAUGAUGAGUACUACGACGAUUGACCAACCGAGCCCCUCGAGAACGAGGGAUCGACUCAAGUAUCGUCUCUGAAGCAUAACAGCGAAGAGGAGUCCGCGCGCACAGCGUCACAGCCCGCGCCCGCGCCCGAGCCCCAGCCGAAGGUCGCUCAUCGACUCCUUGCAGACAGGAGCCCGAUGAGCCCGGCUCACCUCACCCACCAAGUGGCGCGCCCGAGCCCGCUUCGGUCUGUUAUGAAGGCCUCUUGAGUUGAAACCUAGUCUACAGAUGUUCCUCUAGCAGAUAGGGGACACUCAGGAGCGGUCGGGAGGCGACCGCUUGUUGAUCGCGACUAGAUAGAAUGAAAAUUUAUUAAAUGCUCAGUCACUCCUUUA
Messenger RNA from Colletotrichum destructivum, 1809 nucleotides. Its product is annotated as Putative ribosomal protein eL30-like superfamily. Gene Ontology annotation, biological process: cytoplasmic translational termination. Bases 151 to 1458 code for a protein of 435 amino acids. The record is from RefSeq and is a predicted model, not a curated record. Gene Ontology annotation, molecular function: sequence-specific mRNA binding; translation release factor activity, codon specific. Gene Ontology annotation, cellular component: translation release factor complex; cytosol. Lineage: Eukaryota; Fungi; Ascomycota; Sordariomycetes; Glomerellales; Glomerellaceae. The transcript has 6 exons.